Molecule: messenger RNA, 1167 nt
Organism: Mus pahari (shrew mouse)
Lineage: Eukaryota; Metazoa; Chordata; Mammalia; Rodentia; Muridae
Gene: Wnt9b
Product: Wnt family member 9B
Exons: 4
Coding region: 50-1132 (360 amino acids)
Biological process (GO): canonical Wnt signaling pathway; multicellular organism development; cell fate commitment
Cellular component (GO): extracellular region
Molecular function (GO): cytokine activity; frizzled binding
Source: RefSeq, a predicted model, not a curated record
AGCGCCUUGUGGCGCGAGGAGAUGCGAGAGGGCACCCGCCGCCUGCACCAUGCGCCCCGCGCCCGCGCUGGCCCUGGCUGCGCUCUGCCUGCUGGCGCUGCCUGCCGCUGCCGCCGCCGCCGCCGCCUACUUCGGCCUGACCGGUCGUGAGGUCCUGACACCCUUCCCAGGCCUGGGUACGGCGGCAGCCCCGGCCCAGGCUGGUGCUCACCUGAAGCAGUGUGACCUGCUGAAGCUGUCCAGGAGGCAGAAGCAGCUCUGCAGGCGGGAGCCUGGCCUGGCUGAGACCCUGAGGGAUGCCGCACACCUGGGGCUGCUGGAAUGUCAGUUCCAGUUCAGGCAGGAGCGCUGGAACUGCAGCCUGGAGGGGAGGACUGGCCUGCUCCAGAGAGGCUUCAAGGAGACGGCCUUCCUGUAUGCGGUGUCUGCAGCUGCCCUCACGCAUGCGCUGGCCAGGGCCUGCAGUGCUGGGCGCAUGGAGCGCUGUACCUGUGACGACUCCCCAGGCCUGGAGAGCCGGCAGGCCUGGCAGUGGGGGGUGUGUGGUGACAACCUGAAGUACAGCACCAAGUUUCUCAGCAACUUCCUGGGGCCCAAGAGAGGAAGCAAGGACCUGAGGGCGAGGGCUGACGCCCACAACACCCACGUGGGCAUCAAGGCUGUGAAGAGUGGCCUGAGAACAACCUGCAAGUGCCAUGGUGUGUCAGGCUCCUGUGCUGUGCGUACCUGUUGGAAGCAACUCUCCCCGUUUCGCGAGACCGGCCAGGUGCUGAAGCAACGCUAUGACACGGCUGUCAAGGUGUCUAGUGCCACCAACGAGGCCUUGGGCCGUCUGGAGCUAUGGGCCCCCGCUAAGCCAGGUGGUCCCGCCAAGGGCCUAGCCCCCCGUCCCGGGGACCUGGUCUACAUGGAAGAUUCUCCCAGCUUCUGCCGGCCCAGCAAGUACUCUCCGGGCACGGCAGGCAGGGUGUGUUCUCGAGACUCCAGCUGCAGCAGCCUAUGCUGCGGGCGAGGCUACGACACCCAGAGCCGCAUGGUGGUUUUCUCCUGCCACUGUCAGGUGCAGUGGUGCUGCUAUGUGGAGUGCCAGCAGUGUGCACAGCAGGAGCUCGUGUAUACCUGCAAGCGCUAGGCCUCCGUCAGAGUCCCACGGAACAGUGCGCAAGC